Prosopis cineraria is the source of this 824-nucleotide messenger RNA. RefSeq names its product senescence associated gene 20-like. NCBI's taxonomy places the organism in Eukaryota, Viridiplantae, Streptophyta, Magnoliopsida, Fabales, Fabaceae. Bases 38 to 580 code for a protein of 180 amino acids. The transcript has a single exon. The record is from RefSeq and is a predicted model, not a curated record.
AGCAGGCGGUCGACUUCCUAAUAAUCACAGCCCGAGAAUGCCAGCCGAAGGCGAUGUGGAGCUGACAACUCCGGCGGUGAAGGCGGCGCCGGAGACGGACCAGAAGCUGGAAGUGGCAGUGCAGAACAGGGCAACGGUGGAGGCACUGUACAAGGCGUUGUUGGGACAAGGUCACAUGGACAAAGUGGCCCUGUUGAUAGCAAGUGAUCUGGAGUAUUGGUUCCAUGGUCCACCGGGAAGACAGCACAUGAUGAGGAUUCUGACCGGCGAGACGGUCCCCAACAAGGCCGGAUUCCGGUUUGAGCCGAGGAGCGUGACGGCGAUCGGCGACUGCGUUAUCACGGAGGGGUGGGAGGGACAGGCAUAUUGGGUGCACGUUUGGACGUUGAAGAAUGGGCUGAUCACAAAGUUCAGAGAGUACUUCAACACGUGGCUGGUGGUGAGGGAUCUGACGGCUGCUCCGGCUGCGGCGCCGUGGGUGGAAGAAGAUCAGAGGCAAGCGGAGAAGAUGACGUUGUGGCAGAGUCAGCCUCGUGAUCUCUAUCGCCGAUCACUUCCGGGACUACUCUUAGCCAUUUAGCCACAAAACAUAAAUAUAUAAAAAUUCAUGUUUGGAUUAAUUGGCCGUGUAUUCAUAUUUCCGUGUACUAAGCAUAAUCACCGCGUAGUUCAAAAACUCGACAAAUUGUGAGAAGCAUAGUGGCUCAGUACUUUAUUUGGCAUGUGGGUCAAAUCGUCAAGUGUUGGACAAAAUAAAUUUGAGAAAACUUAAUUAAUAAUAACUGGGCCAGAAAAAGAGAGAAAAACAGUGAAGAAUAAAUUAA